CUUCCGCCAACCUAAACAUGGCUGUCAGAGGCGGCUAAUUUUGUAGUGUCAGUCUUAUAUGUCUGUAGUUACAUUCGCACGUUUAAUGGUGAGUCAGUGCGUCUAAUAUUGUCUCACUUCCCUAACGGAACAAGUCAAAGGCCCAGAGCGACCGCCAAUUGCACAAUCUCCAUGACAAACACGUGUGCGGGGGCUCCGAGCGUCUAAUUGAGCUGCAGAGAGACGAGAACAUGUUCCCAGAGCUCAACAGCCUGUUGGGAGUCACUACUGAUACCCUGACACUGGGUAAAUUUACUCUCCUCUGUGACUCUAAUACAGACGGAAGCUUCCUUGUCCAUCACUUCCUGUCCUACUACCUGAGAGCGGGGUGCCGGGUUUGCUUUGUGGCCCUUGUGCAGUCGUUCAGUCACUACAACAUUGUGGCCCAGAAGCUGGGCGUUAACCUGAGUUCGGCUAAGGAUGAGGGGCAGCUGGUGUUCCUGGAAGGACUAAAAUCUUACACAGAUUUGCUUUUUGGGGACAAGUCGGAGGCAGAAGAAACCAACCCACUCUGUUUCCUAAGGGCAGGAUCAGACCUGAGACCUUUAUACAGCUUUGUGAGUGCUGCGCUGGCUCCAUCUGCUGGUCAGUCGUGGAAGUGUCCUGUGCUGAUCCUGGAUGAUCUCAGUGUGCUGCUCAGUUUGGGGGUGACCUCUCUGCAGGUGCUGGACUUCAUGCAUUACUGUAGAGCCACUGUCUGCACUCAGUACAAGGGCAAUGUCCUGUGCUUGGUGCAUGGAGCGGAGGAGUCGGGGGAUGAGGAGAAUGAGUUAGUGCUGAGAUCUCUGUCCCACCAGAGCCAUCUGAUUCUGCAGGCAGAGGGUUUGAGCACGGGAUUCUGUAAGGAUGUGCAUGGGCAGCUGAAGAUCAUCAGGGGGGCCGUGUCCAGUGGGAAACGGGGGAAAAACCAGCCGGAAAUCUAUCAGUACAAGAUCCAGGACAAACAUGUCGCGUUCUUUGCCAGAGGUCUGUCUGCGGCUGUGCUUUAACUCUAUAGACAAAGUGCUCCCCCUGCUGGUGUCUCUUUGUAAUAACACUGCAGGGAUAAAUACGUUUAGAGACUGUUGGACAACUCCCUGCAAUUUACAUGUAUGUGUCCUGCUUCUAUUGACUGUACAGACAGCUGUCCAACUGCCACACAAUACAGACAGUUGUCUGCCUGCAGGAGCAGGGAAAAUAAAUCUGCUUGGACUAGUGAUUUACCUGUCAAGUGUAGAUGGUAACACAAGUCUUAUUUUAUUUUUUUAAAGUGCCAUUAUACACCCUUCCUAGAAGUGAGCACAAUAAAUAGGACUUUCCUAUU
Xenopus laevis (African clawed frog) is the source of this 1342-nucleotide messenger RNA. RefSeq names its product elongator acetyltransferase complex subunit 6 L homeolog (gene elp6.L). NCBI's taxonomy places the organism in Eukaryota, Metazoa, Chordata, Amphibia, Anura, Pipidae. Gene Ontology annotation, biological process: tRNA wobble uridine modification. Gene Ontology annotation, cellular component: nucleus; cytoplasm; elongator holoenzyme complex. The record is from RefSeq and is marked provisional.